GUCAUCACAUAUUAGAAAUCGGAUGGUUUGGCGAAGUCGAAAGUUUUGCAUUACUGACCAGGAAAUAAAAAUUUUAAAGGAAUGUAAAACGUUUUGUUUUAAUGCUCAUAAUUUCUUAAGCAAGGUUUAGUGACCAAAUAGAAUCUCUUUGGAACUGAAAAGCAAUUUUAAAAUUUUUAUUUUAAACUAUUUUAGCAAAACAUACUGAUAUUUCAAAAAAAUAGAGAAAUAUCUGAAAAUGAUUAUCUUAACAAUAAUUGCGAGAAUUGGUGACGGUUUAAUUCUAACAGAAUCAGUUCAGCAUGAUGAGGAGACUGGUCGGACCACUUAUGAAUAUCACAGCCAAGCAAAAUCAAUCCUUCGUAAAUUAAAUUCACAGUCAUUGCCUAUGUGUAGUAUAGAAACAGGACCUUAUUAUUUUCACUAUUUAAUCCAUGAAAAUGUCUGCUACUUGGCUUUGUGUGAAAAGUCUUUUUCCAAAAGAUUAGCAUUUGCAUAUCUUGAAGAUUUAAAAAAUGAAUUUAGUACACAUUAUGGAAAGAUGGUGCCAACUGCUAUGAGGCCUUACAGUUGUAUUGAGUUUGAUACAUAUAUGCAGAAAGCCAAGAAGUCCUAUUCAGAUAAUCGUGCUCGACGUAAUAUCACUCAUCUGAACACAGAGUUGCAAGAUGUCCAGAGAAUCAUGGUUCAGAAUAUUGAUGAGGUCUUACAGAGAGGUGCUGCCCUUUCUGAGUUAGAUUCCAAAGCCAGCAACCUUUCCCUCCUUUCUGAGAAAUAUAAAAAGGAUGCCCAUUUUCUAAAUAUGAGCUCUGCUUAUACAAAGCUAGCAGCUGCUGCUACCAUAGUCUUUGUAGUGUUUUUGUACUUCUGGAUUCUGUAGACUCUUCUUGGACUCUUCCGUGUAUCAUACCAGCAGGACUGUUGGAGAGGAUUGAAUGAAUUUUUAUUCUAUGCAAAGUUUCGAUUCAUAAAUGCAUUUGCAAUCCUAUUGGUUAAUAGGAGCUCUUCAACAGCAUCAAAGAAAAUUGUGUGUAAAAGGGGCUUGGUUGUAAAAUACAGAUUUUAUAUGCUCAUUUCUACUUCUUCCUGAAAAUUCCAGAUAAACCUUCCUUUCUUUUAUCAGGAUAAAAACAAAGGAAACUUUGAACUGUAAUUGAUUAUAUUCUCAAUAUUUGGGUUGCUAUUAAUAGAAUUUGGAAUGAAUUUAGAAAAUAUUACUUAUUGUGUAAUUCUUUGAUAGAAAUUAUAUGUAUGUAUUAAUAGUCAAUAUUUAUUAAAUUUUUUUCCUUCUUUUUUCCAUAGUUUGUAUUUUUAUUAUUCUAUCAAUAAAUAUUUUGGAUUAAAGUUCUAUCUCUUAAA
Argiope bruennichi is the source of this 1359-nucleotide messenger RNA. It is a transcript of the gene Sec22, whose product is annotated as vesicle-trafficking protein SEC22b-like. Gene Ontology annotation, molecular function: SNAP receptor activity. Gene Ontology annotation, cellular component: SNARE complex; endoplasmic reticulum-Golgi intermediate compartment; Golgi membrane. The record is from RefSeq and is a predicted model, not a curated record. NCBI's taxonomy places the organism in Eukaryota, Metazoa, Arthropoda, Arachnida, Araneae, Araneidae. Gene Ontology annotation, biological process: endoplasmic reticulum to Golgi vesicle-mediated transport; vesicle fusion with Golgi apparatus; retrograde vesicle-mediated transport, Golgi to endoplasmic reticulum. The transcript is spliced from 5 exons. The coding region runs from base 239 to 880 and encodes 213 amino acids.